This is a messenger RNA of Caenorhabditis sp. 36 PRJEB53466, 13511 nucleotides long. NCBI's taxonomy places the organism in Eukaryota, Metazoa, Nematoda, Chromadorea, Rhabditida, Rhabditidae. The record is from the annotation of a GenBank genome assembly.
AUGUCGCUGUUCGGCGAUUUCGACAAGGAUCGCUCGGAAAAUCCGGGAUAUCUGACGCCACAGCCGACGUGGGACCUCGAUGCGCUGAAUCUACAAAAUAUGUAAGUGUUUCAAAAUAAAUCUUAAAAUUUCACAGAGAAAAACUAGCAAGAAAGAGAAAAAUCGACAUUUUGGGAAAUCCCCACAAAAUUGUUGCCAAAAAUGUGAGAACAGAACAUUCUACACCGAGAACGUUCUUAUCAGCGCCCUCGUUGCGUUAUCAUCGAUCACAUCACUCUACACUUCCAUCUCUGAUCACUUUUCCGCAAUUUUCACAGAAAAAACGCAAUAGUAGUGUGCUUCCCCGUUUUUGUGCUCAAAACCAUCGAAACUCUUGUUUUCUACGUUGAUAUAGUGUCAAAAGGGCCAUACGUGAAAGAGCACGUGAAAAUCACUCGAAAACGCCGAUUUCCGGCCUAACAUCCCUCUCUUCCGGGUCUAAUCUUUGCUCGAUGCUCAAAAGUAAAGUUUUCGUGUCAAGACCCAAAGUCCAAGUAAAUCCGCCGCUAAUUCUUCUGGAUUCGGUCGCGUCGACGACCACCGGAUGCGGGACGUGUUUUAUACACAUUUUAUACACUUGCGACAUUUUCCCCACGAUUUUUGACCGAUUUUCGCAUCUUCGCAUUUUUCUCAGCUUUAAGAUUGCAAAAUUGCCGUUUUACAACUGUCGAGGACGUUUUGCAACCGCGUAUUGUCUAUGUGUUUCGAAAUUUUUAAAGAUUUGAAAAUCCGAACGAGUUUCCGCUUUUUUCAUAGCAAAAUUGGUCAAAAGUGAGUAACGAAGGGAAAAUCUGGAUUUUCACAGUUUUCACAAACCAUUGCAAUUUCGAGCAGCCCUUAAAACCUGGAAGAAAUCUAGAUUUUCAGUGAAAAAUUUUCACAAUUUUCCUAUGACUUUUCGCAACUGACACGGCGAAAAAGCGCGGCGGCGGCGACGGCCGGCGGAACGAAAUGGGGCGUUUCUCAUGUCCUCGUCGCCGUUUUUCCCACACACUCGCACAAAACAUUGUGCGUUUCGGCGGCUGCGCUCUCUCGCAUUCCGACACUCUCUCCGACGCUUCGAGAAGGACGUCCUUCACAUUCACACACACAAUCGUUCCCAGGAGAAGUUGUCGUGAGAACGAUGUGUCGCAGCAGCAGCAGCAGAAGAAGAAGGGAAAAGGGGGUGGAGCGAUGAGGAAAAAGACGGAGAAAAAGAGGACAGAUUCUUCCUUGUGACUGACUACUUUUCUGCAAAACUCGGCCCCUAAAUGAUCCGAUCUUGUGACACUUUUUGUUUUCGUGCAGGUUUUUGAACCCGAAAGCGCUCGGAACCAGUUUUCUGGGAUCUAAACUGUCCGGUAGUGCCAACUUUUGUCUUUGAACGCUCGAAACCCAACGCUUUUGAUUGAAUCGACCACGUUUCCCUUAUCCAAGUUUCCAGAUUGAACUUUUAGGGACAAAAUUAUAUAUAAAAUUAUUAUUAUUACCUAUUCAGGACAAAAUUAAGGCUCAUGAGCUGAGAUCGCUCCCAAAUCAAGCUAAUUUGAAAGCAGACGAUUCUAUAAAGUUCAGUUUUUCGCUCAACUGAAGCGGAUCAUGCAGAUUUCUGAGAUUUUGGAGAGAGAUGAGCUAGAAGAUUUCGAAUUGAGCCUAAUAAGACCACCGACAGACUUUUUGCAACGAAAUCUUGAUUCGGUAUCGAAUUGUUGCCAACUUUUAGUUCCAAAUGAUCCGCUCUUACGACUAUUUGGUAUUUUUGCCGUUCUGCAGGUUUUUGAACCUCCGAAAGCACCCGGAAACCGGUUUUCUGUGAUCCAUACUGUUUAUCCAAGAAAAUCUAGAACUGUAGCUCAUGUCAUGCAAAUGAGGUCACAGGAUCAGACUAAAUUUUGUUGGAACGUCGAAACGAUGUUGAGGAUUCAGGAAAAUGGUUCGACAAUAGCUAGUCUCUCUCCUCCUCACUUUGCGUGAUCUUUGUGGCGCCCGUCCUUUCCCACGCUCGUUUUUCCCACCACCCCGCCCGUCGGCGGAAAAAGAAAAAAAGGGAGAGAGAGAGAGAGAGAGACACCAGUUCCCUCUCUCUCUCUCUCUCUUUUCCCAUGUCCAGUUCCCUCCCAUUCUCACACAUUGUCUGCCUGUGUGUGUGUGUGUGUAUGUGUGUGCGCUGACUGAGAGCGUGAGAGAAUGGGCGAGUGAGAGAGAGCGAGCGAGAGGAAGAGACGGAGAGAAAGUGCGUCCUCGUCUGCAAGGCCCCGCAACCGCCCCACGACCACCGACACUGCCGCCCGCCCCGCGACCACCACAACCUUUUUUCCUCUUUUUUCCCUCCCCUCUACUCGUUUUCCCACGAUCUACAACAAUAUCAGCCACGUCAUCUUGUACCCGCGAAGCCGGGAGCCGCGUAGAAAAUUGAGAAUCGGUGGCGCCUACCGUAACCCGCGAACGCGCCAGACAAGAUGAUAAGCGCCCUUUGUUUCUCUUGUGUCUCUGCGGGAAUCCUCUUCUUGUCCUCUCUCACAGUUUGUUGCCGACGGAAUGAUGAUUCGGGCCUGGGAAACUCCCCCUAUGAAGGAGAAGGAAGGAUCAAGAAAAACGAGGACGAGAAAUGGUGGAAAGAACUUUCUCAUGAAGAUUUUGAACUUUGAAAUGCUCUUUUCGUGCCCCGAUCUCCCCUAUUCAAAAUGUUUAUCACAUAAUAUGAUCAAAAAUAGGCUUUUCAAUUACUAACAAGUUUCUACCGUAUCCCUGGCCGUUUUCACAUUUUCCCACACACACACAACACAAAAACGUCAACGAUCGUUCAAAAAUGUUGCCCAUUUCCUCCUUCCAUUGCCUAUCUCGUUUUCGAUUCGCUCUCUCGCAGAGCACGUCCUGUUCGUGUGCCUGUUAUCACUGGAAAAACCAAUCAGUCAUCAGGCCGUCCAUCUCGUCCUCACCGUCAUUUUCCCAUGUUUCGCUCUCAGUCCGUACCGGUUAUCAGUAGGCCCCGCCCACUUUAGUUCUUCCUGCUCUCUAUCUUUUUCGCGUCGUCAGCGCCAAAAGGGGUUUUCCCCGGGACACUUUCGAAUUCUGAUUUCUUCCACACACACACACUGUUAUUUGCUUAGCUGGCACACACACACACACAUACAAAACGAAUUGAUAUGGUCAUGACCCAAUGUCCUACGAGGGCCUAAACGGACUGGAACUCAAGAUGGACUGAAACGCCUGGGAAACUUAUUCGACGAAAUUUGUCGGCUCCAGGUGAAGCCGACGCCCUCUGAUUUGUGCAUGCUUUUUUGUGCUCUCUCUCUUUCUGGAAGUUUCACUCGAAACUGCAUUUUGUUUUGCACCUGUGCGAGCUCUCCCCGCUGCACACGCCGCCCAAAUUUUUGUGGUCUUUAGUGCAAAAGGUGUGUGUGCGUGAACGUACUUUGGAGACGAUCCAUCGAUAUGCAUGAAGACGAGAAGUUUUUGAACGUUUUGAGCCAAAUUGAAGCGCAAAUUGAAAAAUGACACAGAACCGUGAGUAGAGCACCUCUUCCUCAUUUGCCUUGGCGGCACCUCAAUCGAUGACCGGUGGGAAACAGUGUGUUUGCCCAUUUUCGUUCGUUCUCCUCCGCCUCCUCCUCCUCCUUUCACACAUUACCCAACAUGACCUCUUUUCCGUACACGCACAAUUUUAUGUGCCUUCCGUCCGUGCAUCGGGCCCCGGGUUUUUGCAUAAAAAUUAUCGCUUCUGGGUCGCUACGCAGCCGAAUUGACCGUCUUCCCGACCGCCCGACCGUACUCUUUUGUGCACCUUUUCUCCGAAAUCCCAUAAAAUUGAUAUCCUUUUCUCUUGACUCUUUCUUCUUCCGUUGUCCUCUUCCCUCCCUUCUAUUCAUCCGAAUCGAACGGACCGUCUCCUAUUUUUUGACCAUUCCCAGGGUCUUAACCUCCAAUUACUGUCGCUACGAGAUAUUGGUAAGACACUUGGGCCACUCGCGUCCCAAAUGCUCACUUUUUAGUGGCGGUUAUGGUUUUCAUAGAUUUUUUGCCCCCGACAACACAUUGUCCUACAUUUCCCGUGCUUCCCGUUAAUUUUUAGACGUUCACCGCUAUUGCUUGUGUUUUUCUCUCAAAAUUGACGUGCGUCGACAUUUCGCAACAAAAACUGCCUUUUCUCGGUUGCAAAAUAUCCAUUUCAAGCGACAAACGUCAAUUGUGCGCCCCAUUCAGCUGAUUUACAAUAUCAUCUGAUUCCUCUCUCUCUCUCUCUCUCUCUCUCUCUCUCUCUCUCUCUCUCUCUCUCUCUCUCUCUCUCUUCUUAUCGAUGUGUUGUGGUGGGAAAGAAGAAGAAGAAAAAACGGGGGAAUCCCUUUUCUUCCGCAGGUUCAUUGAUGAUAACGAAUCAGGUUUGCCGUGUACAAGCCCCACCCCCUCCCUCAUUUUCGUUUCCUCCGCCCUCCCCCCCUUUUUCACACUAAGCUUUGCUUUUUUUUCAGAAAUUUACAAUAUCCGUUUGCCUGCAAAAGUCAGUUGUUUAGUGGGAAAUAGUUUGUCUCCAGUUUUUCGGUGAUCCAACGCGAUCCUCGAGAGAAAGAGAGUAAUAGGUCGGUGACUGUCUUCCUGUUUUUGCAGAAAAUGAUAAUAGUAGUUUGGAAUGUGAUAAACACACAUUUUCCAAUGUUUUUCUCGUCUUUUUAAUGACCGAAAUGAACAUUUUCAACGUUUUAAAGUCCUUGAAGCGGUUAGGAUCUAAAAUCGACGAUUCCAUCCAAAAACUGACGGAAACCCUUGCACUUUCAAUAAUUUCACCUUUUGGAGGUCUGAAAGUGGUCAGGAAUGCGGUAACUCUCAGAAACCGAUAAUAUUGUCAUUGUCCACUUUCUCGCCGGUAAAAUCACUAUAUUAUCCACUUCCAAAGUCGGCAACGACUACUGUAGCUUCGGUUUUCCUUUGGUUUUCUCCGAAACUUUACCGUUUUUCAUCGGAGCAUAAAACGCCGCGUUCGACGGCUUUUCGCUUCCUCACCGUCCAUAAAAUUGGGAGAAACAUAAAAAAAAACGGGGUGCGCUGCUCCUUCUUCACCUUCUUCUUCUUCUUCUUCUUCUUGUACCGUGCCCGCCCCCGCUCCCUCUUUUUAAUGAUCCGAGUGGGAAUGAGUAUAAAAGCGAUGCGUCGUCUCUCUCGCGUUUCAUUUCAGUUUCGGGUUCGCCGCGUGGGUCUCACCACGAAAACAGUCUUUAGCUACCGUAUCUUUUGUGCAAGACUAUUUUUCGUACGUUCCGAUGCGAUAGUAGUUGUAUUUCGCAACCGAAAAAAUCCGUAACUGAAAUCAAUUUCUAAAAAUUGAGUGCUAGAAAUCGACAAAAAAUUGCCCAGAGUGUCCACCAGUUGCGAAAUAGCCUGUACAAGCAAAGAAGCCAGCCAGACCCGCCAAUUAUAUUAUAUCCAAUUUUGAUGUUACUGUACGGUCUGUAAUUGUUUGUUCCCUUCUCUUCCUCUCUCUAAUUUGUCCGCGUUCCUCUUGCUUUUCGCCUUCUUCCGAUGCUGGGCCUGAACUGUUGACCCAAUUGCACUUUUCCGAUCGGACCCAAACUUUGCCGGCUUCAAUCCAGCUGCAAAAUGUUUGGGUCCCAUCGGGGAGGCGCAAGUGGGUCAAAAGUUCACGCCUUUUUCUCAUUCUUCCCCAUUUUGCAGACUUGGAACACAACCCGCUUUCAGACUGGAUAAGAUCCUCGGUAAGUGUGCCCCGCCUUCGCGGUCCGAUUUGAUCUCUUCAUUGAGUUCCAGAAGCCAUGUUCCAGUCGGCCACUUCGCCGCUGGCCAUCGCCGCCGCCGCCGCACAACCCAGCCAUUUCACCGCUCUUCAACAGGUAAGUAAAUUGAGAAACGUGGCCGGAGAAUUGGCUCCACAUUUUCGACGGUCCCCGGUUUUCCUCAUUCCUUGUGGAUUUUCCUCGAUUUUUUUGCAUGUUGUUGUACAGUUUUCCCAUCGAAAUGCAAGCGUGCACACUGCAUUGGAAUUUCAUCGUCUUUUCUCAAAACAUUCAAUUCCCACACACGCACACACACCUUUUUUCUCUCUCUCUCUCACAAUUUCACAAUUUCUCACAACAAUUUUACUAGUGCUCUGUAUAAAACAGUGAGCAAAUGGGCUCGACAGUUGGACAAUUGACUAGAAUUUCAGAUGCACGCACUGUUGACGAUUCAGCAAAACUUGUUCCCGCUGGCCACCGAAAAUGUUUCGGUAAGUUCGAUUCUUCCAUUUUUCUUUUCGUUCAAAAACAUCAGGGCUGGGCAAAAGCCGGCCGGCCCCAGGCUUUUCAGGCCUGGGCGAGCGAUCAGCCUGGGAAAUUGCUUAGUGGAAAGACGCGGGGCCAGAGGAAUACAAUUUAGACAGUUAAAGGCGCAUAGCAUCAAAUUUAUUUCUAUGCGCCUUUAUCUUUCUCGUCUGCGCCUCUCUCCUCAGGCCUGAAGUUUUGAGCCACUUGCAAGGAUCCGAUUGACCCCAAACUUGGCAGGCUGCUUGGACUUGGAUUGAAGUAUUUUGGUUCCGAGUUUCAGACCGAUCGGGAUCAUCUGGUCCUGAGAUAUGUAGAUCGGACGCCGAAAUGCCGCAAUUUUCGCAAACACCCGGCGUUCUCAGCCUUCGAUCCACAUAUCUCGGGACCGGAUAAUCGGAUCGGUCUGCAACUCGAACCCAAUAUACUUCAAUCCGAGUCCAAGAAGCAUGCAAAGUUUGGGCCCGAUCGGUUCAUUGCAAGUGGUCCAAAAGUCCAGGCCUCAAAAAGCCGGCGCCGAAAUUUGCCCAGCACUGAAAAAAAAAACCGAUUUUAUCGAAAAUGUUUUGCAGAAGUCGCCGUCGCCGGAGCAGUCGUCGCCGUCGGCGAAAAGGAUGCGAUUCUCGCCGAACACGAGCGAUCACAGCGAAGGAUCGGUCGCGUCGACUUCGAAAGACGGCACCGAGACUAUCAAAAAGUCACCACGUUGUGAGUCAUUUUUACGCGAAAAAUGGGCUGUACAUUUGAGAAACCCGUUCAAAAUCUGGAAAAGUUGGACUUUCCCUCAAAAAUCCGACUCAACCGUCCUGAAAACUCCGGAUAUUGCCAAGCUGCCUUGCUCACUUUUCCCCCUCCACAACUUUCCCUUGGCGUUUUUAUCAGUGAGAAAUUCCGCGGGGAAAAACAAGACUUUUGCGGGAAUUUCCCAUAUUUUGUGCGAGGCCUGAGAAUGCAAGUCCCUCUCUCUCUUUCUCGGCUGCUGCUUUUCGACGGACGGCUGGUGGCUAAUUCAUAAGCUUCUCCCGUUUCCACCACCGAAAAUUCCCACGUCGAUCGAUAAUCUGGUGAGGCUUCGGAGCUCUUAGCUUUUGGAGCUCUGAACCUUUGAAGCUGAAUGGCUCCGACUGUUUGGCUCCACUUUUCACACCGAAAAACGGUCCCUUUCGGAAAGCGAACUGUUUGAGGAGAGGAAAAGCCGCAAAGAAGAAGAAGAAGUGUGGAGUGCAUAAAAAUAUAUGCAUAGAUGUCCAUAUUCAUGUGGGAACUUUUCUCCCCUUUGAUGGAUAAUAUCGAAACGAAGGAGACGCAGCGAAGAGUCGCACGGCCAACGACUCGACACCUUUUGGGCCGGAAAAGAGUACGGUACCGGCCAGUACCACACUUUUUGUGUGUUUGCCUUCUUUCUGCCAUCGCUUCGUGAUUAGAAUGAUAAUGGGAUUGACUUGCAAAUCAAAGAGAUGGACAAUAGACAAAGAAUGCUAGUUUUUGGGCUCGACGAUGCUGUAGAAGUGGUUUUGAACGAUUUUGUGCGGCCUGUUUCGGCGAUUUUACAGACCGUUUCCCUUCAAUGUUUGGAGCCUGAACAGCCAAUGUGAAUCACCUGAAAAUUCGCGGAAUUUUCGUGCGAACGCCUCGCGACACUCCCGUGACUCUUUUGGAAAAAGCGGCGAUAUUGUGAUGCUAACUUUCGAAUGACACCAAGUACGGUACCGAAAAACAACCGAAAUUCACAUGAUGUCGCCUGUGAAAACGUCGGAAACUGGAGGGAAAGCGUUGGGAACUUGGGAAUUUUGAGGAGAAGUCAAGAAGCGUUUGUUUGAAUGAUUGAAUGAGAAGAAUGAACAAUUCCAAAACUAGUGAGAAUCAAAAGCUCUGAGCGAUCCGCUCACGACUCGACGAUUUUUUGAAGCUCCCGUCGGUCGGUGUGAAUCUUCACACGAUUCUUGAGGCCCCCCUUGUCGCAUCAUUUACCCAUGACUCUUCUCCUCUUCCUUUUCUCACCGAUAUUGUCGUCGACGGGGCGGCUAAAGGACCCGAAGCAUGUUUGUUCAUGUGCGGUACUGUAGAGAAGGUGAAAGUCGAAGAAGAAGAAGAAGAAGAAGAAGAAGGAGAACGGACCUCAAUUGAAUUAGAGCGUUUGGUGGGGCGAAACUUCUCUCUAUAUUUCCUAUUUCCACUUCAUUGUUGUUCGAUUAGCUAACGAGCGACAUUUCUCGGAUUGGUCGGAGAGCGUUCCGAAGCUCCGCCCACUUUUGUGUGUGCAUGGGGUGGACGAGGGCGUGCCGAUUCGGUUUUCCAUUGUGUGCCCACAUAGAGAAAGCAUCCCCGCACAUUUUCUGCGAAGCCACCACUUCUUCUACUAUUCCCUGGGAAUCUUCGCAUCGGAUAUCCCACGAAGAGCCGUCGACUUUCACGCGCCACCCAUCCAUCCGUCCUUCUAUUCGGUGCCCCCCCACCCGAUGGAUUAUCAUUCGUCGGAAUCGACGACGUCGUCGGCGGUGACAGCGGCAGCGGCCGCCGCAGCCGCCGCCGCCUCGCUUCAUCAACAUCAUCACACCCAACAGCAACAACACCACUAUCAACAUCAGCAUCAUCAGUUGCAAAUGAUGCAAGGAGCGCUUGUGGACGAGAAGCCGAACCUCGCCGCGCUUUACGACGAUAGCCUCUUGUCGCGGAGCAUCAGUGACAUGGUCACCACCGGCGGCUACGAUAGUUCCUCAUCUGCGCUAAGCGCGGUCUCGUCGAUGUGCUACCAGACGCCGGAUGCCUACUAUUAUCAUCCGCCACCAGUUCCGCCACCACCGGUUCCGCCCACGCAACAACAACAGCAACAAUCGGAGAGUUGGCUGAUGCAGAUGCCGCCGGCGGCGUACCAUCAGUUCGGAUCGACAGUCGUCUCCGCCAACUCGCCCCUCCCCGCACAUUUGCUCGCCUAUCCGCCCGCUAAUUUUGCCGGUAAGAGAGAGAAAGAGAGAAAGUUGCGUAAUUGUAAUUGAAUGAGCGUUUCGAAUGGGCCUAAAUGGGUUCGAUUCGAAAGUUCAAGUCUGGGAUACUGUAGUUCGAAUUGAGUUGUCUUUUGGUUGUUCCUAAAGUUCAAGUCUGGGUUCUAGUACUGUAGUUGCAAAUGAUUACGGUAGGCUGACUACUGGACAUCAAAGGAAGAAUCUAGAAAAUGUAGAAUGCCUUUACCUCUUUUCCACUUCAUCCAGUUCAUCCAAAAUCAUUCGAACACAAAGAUUACGGUAGCUUUUGUUUUCUCUGAGAAUUUUUGCUGAUUGGUCACCAACCAUUGGUGCGUUCUUGUUUUUUUUGUUGGAUUUUCGAUGAUUUUGAAGUGUGCUUGGAAAAAAAAUCUUCGUUUACCAAUUCGCAUGAAAAUCACUCGAUCUCAGCUACUUUUCCUACUUUUCUGUCCCUUUUUGUCAAAAUUUCAUAGAUAUGUGUGGUGGUCCCUCUUGAUCACAUUUUUUCCGCGCGUGGCGCCAUCAAUUCCCAUUCAAACCCGCGCUCGUUCCGUCCGUUAUCAGUUGAUGUUCGGCCAGCAAAUACGAGCGGCUUUCCGCGCCUUUCACUCAAAAGAGCCGAACCGAUCGAUUUAUUGCCAUCAAAAAAGAUGACCAUUCGGGGCGCCACCCCCAUUUCCCAUCCCAUUACAGACAUUGCGACGCCCCUUCAUUGCGUGUUCGAAUCGCAGGCUAGCGGCACAAAAAGCCAUCAUGCUCAACCCGUACUAUCCCUACUAUUAUCCGUAUUCCUAUCCGGCCACUUCCACCUCUUCGGUUCUUUCUAGCUCCUCCACGGCGGUCCCUACUAGCUCAGCCGACUCCACGGUCCCUAAACAGCUCACCACUCUGACCAACUUGGUCUCGCCUGCUCUCACCCCGUUGGCGCCCAAUUUUCCCGCGGUCUGGGGCUCCAUCGCCAGCUCUUUCGGUCCCUAUCGAACGCCCACCGGUUUUUUGGGAUCGUUUCCGCGGAAUCCGUACAAACGGAUCGAUGAAAGCCCAAUUCUGGGUAAGAGAUUCGGAUUCACAAAAAAUCAGAACAUUUCACUAGAAAACCGGGAACUCAAUAUCCUCCACCCCCUAAACGCCUACUUAUUUUCAGCCGACCCGUUCUACGCGAUCAACCAGACGACGCCGAGCUCCUCGUCGUUCCUCGACACUUCUGGCUCGAGCUUCGGCGCCGUUUCGGGUGCCGUCAAUCCGAUGAGCUCGUACCAACUGGCGUUCCAGGCGAAACUCAGCACACUUCACGGUCUUUUGGGUCACUCGGCGCAGACUUUGAGCCGCGACCGAAUGCUCGAUUUUCUGGAGAAUAAGGAGAAGUACGAGUGUACAAUAGUGAUUUUCCACGCGAAAGUCGCCCAGAAAUCGUACGGAAACGAGAAGAGGUGAGCCUUAAAGUACAGUAACCGCACGCAGUCUUAGCGGAAGCCAGGUGGCGAGAACGAGCUACUGGGACCACCGCCACUCAAUAUUUGCUCAUAAUUGAUACACUUACAAGAAGAGCAUACAUAGAUUUCUUGGAGAAGCAGGUGCACAUCCUCUUCCUCUUCUUCUUCUUGUUUUUGGUAUCAAUUAGCAAUUGACACACAUAAUAUUUGCGUGAGCGGCGGUUUUGGUGACAGAGAGACUUUGCGGGGGCGCUUUUUGAAAGAUUUUGGCCAUUCUUAGGUUUGUUGCCUGAUAUUGUAGACCUCCGCUCUAAAAGUCUGGAAUUUCGCUAAUUUUGGCCUAAACGAAGCUACAGCAACCCGGACGUUAAUGCGCGAAAUCAGCGGGGACCAUAUGCUCGCAUGGCUAAUGUUGCGUAAUCCUCCGGGUUCUUAUCCUCCCCCGGACACGAAGAAACACAAUAUUUAAUGCAGCACAAGUGGCAAACACCGUAUUUAUGAGCUUACCAAUUAGGACCCCCCUCUUUUGGAGCACUUUAGAGAGAGAGAGUAAGAGAGAUAUCCAUUGAAAGGGAGGAGGGGGGUCCUAAGUGAGAAGAAGGAGCCAAGUAGAAACACGUGUGCUCUUUUGACACACUCUAUUGGAUCCAUUUUUGUCCGGGGUGUUCCGAAAUGCGCUAAAUUAGUUGGAAAACACGGUCCCUGCCGGUUUGUCACGAUUUUUGAUUGGAAAUUUCCCCCCAAAAACGGUUCGUCGAGAAAAACCGACGACUGUCAGAACAAAGCUUGAUUAGAAUGACAAUUUUCAGCCCAGAAAUCUAUUUUGGCCGCCAGUAAUUGUGUGUGCUUCUUUUUUGCCCAAUUUUCACACGCACACACUUUUCGCGCGCAACGAUUACGGUAGGAAUUCCCACGCUCAUGUGAGCCGCCACUUUUUGAUUUAGCAAUGGAGUGCACUUACUUUCGAUUGGUUUCUUGGGCGGGAGUUUGGCUGAAAUUGAAGUUUUCAGCAUUUCCAAGCGUUCUCGUUGUUCUCCUCGGGUUUUUUUUCGAUGUUUCUCCGCAAACGAACGCAUUUUUGACUAUAAAACGAUUGUCUUUGACUUUUUUUUUUCGAAAAUUUAAUCAAAAUGUGCUUGCAGAUUCUUCUGCCCGCCGCCAUGCAUCUAUCUGAUCGGAAACGGCUGGAAGAACAAAAAGGAGAGCCUGGUGCAGAUGAUCAAAACGCUCAAAACGUCGUCGGCACAAAAAGAGUUGUUAGCGGUGGAGACGGACCAACUGCACGAGCAGCAGGCUUGCGAACUCGUCGCCUACAUCGGCAUCGGCUCGGACAACUCGGAACGGCAGCAGCUGGACUUCUCGACCGGCAAGGUCCGUCAUCCGGGCGACCAGCGCCAGGACCCCAACAUUUUCGACUAUUGCGCCGCCAAAACCCUCUACAUUAGCGAUUCGGACAAGCGCAAAUACUUUGACCUGAACGCGCAGUUCUUCUACGGAUGCGGCAUGGAAAUCGGGCAGUUUGUGUCGCAGCGAAUCAAGGUGAUUUCGAAGCCGUCGAAGAAGAAGCAGAGCAUGAAGAACACGGACUGCAAGUAUCUGUGCAUCGCCAGCGGCACCAAAGUCGCCCUCUUCAAUCGGCUCCGCUCGCAGACGGUCAGCACCCGUUAUCUGCACGUGGAGGGCAACGCGUUCCACGCCUCUUCGACCAAGUGGGGCGCAUUCACCAUUCAUCUCUGUGAGUUUUAAAGAAGGGGCUAGACGCAAAUUUACUUUGUUCCUACAAUUUUUGAAUCCAAUCGGGGAUCGACAAUAUUUAAAAUGUUUGCAGUCGACGACGAGCGCGCGAACGUGGAAAGUGAGAAUUUUGCGGUGCGCGACGGCUUCGUCUACUACGGCUCGAUCGUGAAACUGGUCGACUCGGUCACCGGGAUCGCGCUGCCCCGCCUCCGCAUCCGCAAAGUCGAUAAGCAACAAGUGAUCCUGGAUCCGGUGGCGUGCAACGAAGAGCCCGUCUCGCAGUUGCACAAGUGCGCGUUCCAGAUGCUCGACAACGAGCUCGUCUACCUGUGCCUCAGUCACGACAAGAUAAUCCAGCACCAGGCACAGCCGAUCAACGAGCACCGCCAUCAGAUCAACGACGGCGCCGCGUGGACGAUCAUCUCGACGGACAAGGUCGAGUACCGGUUCUUCGAGGGAAUGGGUCCCGUGGCGACGCCCAUCUCCCCGUGUCCUGUCGUCAAUUCGCUCGAAGUGGACGGACAUGGCGAGCAUGCGAGGAUCGAGUUGCACGGCCGCGACUUCAAGCCGAACCUCACCAUCUGGGUCGGCGCGACGCCCGUCGAAACGACGUAUCGGUGCGAGGAGGGACUCUCUUGUCCCGUUCCCCCUAUGGAUCAGGUCACGAGCGAUUGUGCGAGCGGCAAGAGUCAGUGGAUGUUUGUGAAUAAGGCCAACGAUUUGGAGGUGAGACUUUUUGCAACUGCUUCUAACCAUUUCCAACUCUUGGUACCAGAUUUUAGGCCAGAACCUCUGCAAAUUGUAGAAGCUUAUGAUUAUUACCCAUUUUGCAACUGUCUGGACGUUUUGCAACCAGACAAAAUCAACACUGAAAUGCGAUGAUUUUUCCAGUCGCGAAGCGUCCAAGCCUAUCGAAUAGGCUUGGACAUUUCACAACUGACUCGCUAGCUUAGUUGCGAAACGUGUAAAAACCGGUUCAUCUCAAACGUUCUCAAUAUUUGCAGGUGCCAAUAAACUUGGCGCGCGACGACGGAGUCAUCUACUCGACCGGCCUCAAUUUCACCUACAAAACGAUGGAACACCGCGGCCGCCACGUGGCCAACUACUAG